Echinococcus granulosus is the source of this 1485-nucleotide messenger RNA. RefSeq names its product Monocarboxylate transporter. Bases 1 to 1485 code for a protein of 494 amino acids. The transcript has a single exon. Gene Ontology annotation, biological process: transmembrane transport. Gene Ontology annotation, molecular function: transmembrane transporter activity. The record is from RefSeq and is a predicted model, not a curated record. Lineage: Eukaryota; Metazoa; Platyhelminthes; Cestoda; Cyclophyllidea; Taeniidae.
AUGGGGCAAGAGGAGGCCGUUGCGAAUCUACCUGUGGAUGGUAAGGUCUUCUGGGAGAAGUGUGUCGAGUACAAAAACCGUCUUAAUAACUACAGACACCUGGGUUGGAUAAUACUACUGGUCUCGGCCUUAAAUGUCAUUCUCAUCGGUGGCAAGAGACGUGCAUUCGGGAUUUUUGUGACAGCAUUGCACAACGACUUCAAGAAUACCUCGAUGACUGAGCUUAAUUGGAUUGGAGAUAGUUAUGCUGCGGUCGGAUUCUUCCUCAUGCCCUUCAUGACGACGCUGAUAGUCCACGCCGGGCGGGCUUACCGUUUUGCCAUGAUGGCUGCCGGAGCCUUCAUAUUUGUUAGUUGUUUCACAUCUGCGGCUGUGCCAUCACCUGGAUAUCUCUUCGUUACACACACCGUUCUUCAUGGUAUCGGUUCCACCCUAAUUCUGUGCAGUACUGCCCUCAUAACUGGUGAGUACUUUGACAAGAAGCAUCGCUUUCACGUAUUGGCAACCGCUUUUGUGUCUGGUGGGCCGUAUGGUGUGCUCAUUUUUGGUCCGCUCUUCUCAAUUUGGAUCCACAAUUACGGUUGGAGGCAUGCAUUCGAGAUCUGUGGUGUGGUUUUCCUUGGUUUUAACCUUCUAGCUGCUGUUGUAUUUCAGCCAAAAAAAUGUGACAACUAUGAGGAGGUUGACAAUGACGCCCAGAAGGAAACAAUGGAACCGGUAGAGCACACCGCAGCCAGUGGUCGUGGAUGGGCACUGAUUUCCCUAUCCCAUUUAAGAGAGAAUUUGCAAAUCGUAUUGUGGGCGAUGGACAGAUUAGUCCACAAUUUUGUCAUGUAUGGACUUCUAAUGAAUAUGACAACUUAUGUGACCGAAGCCAUGAAAGAUCGCAUUGAACAGGGGUCAAAGGUGAACCUCUAUUUCGGUAUCGGUGAAUCUCUCAUCUUCACGGCUGGAGCGCUGGUUGGGGAUCGGAUGCGGGGAUACUUGCCCCUAUUUUAUAUGAUCGGUGCCGCAGUCAGUGCUGUUAUUCUGCUGAUAAUGCAAAGUAUUUACAAGAAUGUGAAAGGUGUGCUAAUUCUGGCUGGUUUUCUAGGAGCAGCAGUCGGAACAGGCAAUACAUUCCUUUACGCCACUUCAGAGGAGGUUAUGUUGAUCCACGGUUCUGUCGCCUUUCCGAUGACCAAAAUGAUCGCGGGAAUAGGCAUGCUCUUGGCUCCUUUUCUCUCUGGAACAGUGAUUGAUGCGUUUUCAUUCCGUGGAUAUUUCAUUUCCAUGGCGAUCCUAGUUUGUAUUCGAGGAAUCCUCUUCAUCGUCAUUUGCAUAAUUCUCUGGAGGAAGAAGAAAUUGCUUAAUCGAAAGAGGCAGCAGGAGACAGAAGAGGAAGCUACAAAACUUCACCCGAAAAUUAUCAAAACCGCACCCAGUUCUGGAGGUGAGGAAUCGGAAUCCUGCCAGGCUAAUCAUGGCUCCACGUCUUUGCGGUAA